CUGGGACAAGGAAGAUGUCCCUAGGGUGGGGUGCUGGGGCAAGAGGACAUCCCUGGGGCAGGAGGAUGUCCCCGGGGCAGGAUCCAGAUCUGCUGGCCCCUGAGCCAGGGCUGACUCAGCUCUGCCCCACAACAUCACGUGAAGCCGGGAGGGAGCCGCUGCUGCAUCCCCCCUCCCUGUCUCCUUUUUCUCUCCAACCCUGUACGAACCCAGGCGACUGCCAAAAUUUUCCAGCUGCCUCUUAACUUCCUCAAUCCAGCGCCAUAAAAGAGCUGCAGACGCGGCACCCGCAUCCCCUGGUCCCAGGCUGCACCGUCCUCCCACUGACAGCACGAUGCUGGGGAUGUGGUGGCCCACACUGCUGUCCCUGCUGGUCCCCGCAGUGGUGGCCCAGUUGCACCCUGAGCGAGAGCUGGACACCCAGUGGGACCUAUGGAAGAAAACCUAUCGCAAGCAGUACAACGGUGAGGCGGAUGAGGUGGCGCGGAGGCUGAUCUGGGAGAAGAACCUCAAGUAUAUCAACACCCAUAACCUGGAGCAUGCGCUGGGCGUCCACACCUUCGAGCUGGCCAUGAACCACCUGGGCGACAUGACCAGCGAGGAGGUGGUGAGGACGAUGACAGGCUUGAAGGUGCCCCGUGGCCACCCACAUCGCAACAAGACACUCUACGUCCCUGACUGGACCGAGAGAGCCCCGGCUUCCGUGGACUGGAGGAGGAAAGGCUACGUGACACCUGUCAAGAACCAGGGCCAGUGCGGCUCGUGCUGGGCUUUCAGCUCAGUGGGUGCGCUGGAGGGGCAGCUGAAGCGGAAGACGGGGAAGCUGCUCUCCCUCAGCCCCCAAAACCUGGUGGAUUGCGUGGCCAACAACGACGGUUGUGGUGGCGGCUACAUGACCAAUGCCUUUGAGUACGUCCGGCAGAACCACGGCAUCGACUCGGAGGAUGCCUACCCUUACAUCGGCCAGGAUGAGAGCUGCAUGUAUAGCCCCACUGGGAAGGCAGCCAAGUGCCGUGGCUACCGGGAAAUCCCUGAAGGGAACGAGAAGGCUUUGAAGAGGGCCGUGGCCAGAAUUGGACCCAUCUCUGUGGGCAUCGAUGCCAGCCUGCCCUCCUUCCAGUUCUACAGCCGCGGUGUGUACUACGAUGAGAGCUGCAAUGCCGAAAACAUCAACCAUGCAGUGCUGGCGGUGGGCUAUGGCACACAGAAGGGCACCAAGCACUGGAUCAUCAAGAACAGCUGGGGUGAGGAGUGGGGCAACAAGGGCUAUGUCCUCCUGGCACGCAACAUGAACAACGCCUGCGGCAUUGCCAACCUUGCCAGCUUCCCCAAGAUGUGAGCGCUCCCAGCACAUUCCCUUCCUGUGCCGCAUCCAGCCGCCUUCCCUGCUUCCCUGUGUUCAAACUUGGCCUUUUCACUCCCAGUCUCUGAAGCUGAUGUCACUCCAGGGGGGAUCUCUGCCUCUCCAUGAGAAAUCUCCCUCAGGAGAGGGGUGAGA
Haliaeetus leucocephalus (bald eagle) is the source of this 1498-nucleotide messenger RNA. It is a transcript of the gene CTSK, whose product is annotated as cathepsin K. Bases 335 to 1339 code for a protein of 334 amino acids. The record is from RefSeq and is a predicted model, not a curated record. NCBI's taxonomy places the organism in Eukaryota, Metazoa, Chordata, Aves, Accipitriformes, Accipitridae. The transcript is spliced from 8 exons. Gene Ontology annotation, biological process: immune response. Gene Ontology annotation, molecular function: cysteine-type endopeptidase activity. Gene Ontology annotation, cellular component: lysosome.